AUGUUAGAGAUUGUCGAUCAGCCGCGGCCAGGCGGGCACUCGACCACGGCAGCCACGGGCGCAAAGGUCACCACGGCCGCUGCAUCCGACCGACAACUCGCCGACAGCAAUGGCAACGUGGUGGCUGGCGCCGCUGCCGGGGCCGAACCCCUGCCGGUAGCCAUCAUCGACGGACAGAUCGACAAGCAGAGCUUCUCGUACGUCUGGCGGACUGGUGUCGCAGGCGGCCUGGCUGGAUGUGCAGCAAAAACGAUCGUGGCUCCCCUCGACCGCGUCAAGAUCCUCUUCCAGGCCAGCAACCCGCAGUACGUCAAGUACUCGGGCUCGUGGGCCGGUGUCGCCCAGACCAUGCGCCUCAUCUACCAGCAGGACGGCCCUCUCGGCCUCUUCCGUGGCCACUCCGCCACUCUGCUGCGCGUCUUUCCCUACGCUGCCGUCAAGUUUCUCGCCUACGAGCAGAUUCGCUCCUUCAUCAUCCCCCGCAAGGAGCACGAGACCCCGCUGCGCCGCCUGCUGAGCGGCUCGCUGGCCGGCGUCACCUCCGUCUUCUUCACAUACCCGCUCGAGCUCAUCCGCGUACGCCUCGCCUUUGAGACCCGUCGGGACACUCAUUCUUCGCUCCUCUCCAUCUGUCGGCGCAUCUACGUCGAGCAUCCGGCGACUGCGAUCGCAACCGCAACCGCCACUGCAACCACAGCCACAACCGCCUCGUCAAUGGCAAAAACACCAUCUCUUGCGCCUCCCCGCUCCGGUAUCAUCAAUUUUUACCGCGGCUUCUCCCCCACCAUCCUCGGCAUGCUGCCCUACGCCGGCAUGUCCUUCCUGACCCACGACACUUGCGGCGACCUGCUGCGCCUACCGCUGGUAGCAGCCUGGACCACCCUCCCCCAGCCCACCAACGCGCCGCCCGGAAAGCCCGCUCCUUUGCGCGCUUGGGCCGAGCUGCUGGCCGGCGGCAUCGCUGGUCUCGUUUCCCAGACUGCGUCCUACCCUCUCGAGGUCAUCCGCCGCCGCAUGCAGGUCGGCGGCGCUGUCGGCGACGGCCAUCGCUUCAACAUUGCCGAGACCGCUCGGCUGAUCAUGCACGAACGCGGCCUGCGCGGCUUCUUCGUCGGCCUGACCAUUGGCUACGUCAAGGUCAUGCCCAUGGCUGCCGCAGCCUUUUACACGUACGAGCGGCUAAAACGGCAUCUUGGCGUCUAA
This is a messenger RNA of Grosmannia clavigera kw1407, 1203 nucleotides long. RefSeq names its product mitochondrial carrier protein. Gene Ontology annotation, biological process: transmembrane transport. The transcript is spliced from 2 exons. Bases 1 to 1203 code for a protein of 400 amino acids. NCBI's taxonomy places the organism in Eukaryota, Fungi, Ascomycota, Sordariomycetes, Ophiostomatales, Ophiostomataceae. The record is from RefSeq and is a predicted model, not a curated record.